This is a messenger RNA of Dovyalis caffra, 300 nucleotides long. NCBI's taxonomy places the organism in Eukaryota, Viridiplantae, Streptophyta, Magnoliopsida, Malpighiales, Salicaceae. The record is from the annotation of a GenBank genome assembly.
AUGCAUCAUGAAGCUCUUGAAAUCACAAAGAAGUUUAUGAACAAGCUCGUGAGGAUCUUGGUUAAGCGUGAUGAGCUUACCCUCGAAGGUUGGUCGGUUGAUAGACAAGAUGUGAAGUCGAGACCACACGAGUCUCGACUACAUAUGGAGAUAUGGAUCGGAGCACUCAUGAUAUCAUUAUGCGAGAAUUCGGAUCCGGCUCUGCUCGUGUUCUCAUCACAACCUAUCUCCCGGCUCAUGGUAUUUGUUAACGAUAUGCUCAAUGUUGGUGAUCGAAAUCAUGGGUAUACAACCUUUUGA